CUUUAACCCGUUCCAAUUCUGUCCGCCGUUCGUAUGCUCGCUCGCUCGUUCGCUCUAUAGAAAUCACAUAUAUAUGUAGUAUAAAACAGCAACAACUACUUACUACUACAACUACACCUAUAUAAUAUUAAAACGACGACAAUUCGCGGCAACAAGAAUCAUAAUAAUUGCAACAAUAACAUCAUCAUCAUCGACAACAGCAGCAGCAGCAACUAGAGCAACAACACCUGACUAGAGUCACAACAACGCGCAACAGCAGUCGGUCGUCGUCGUCUCUCAGUCGAGUUUGAGUUCUAGAGUUUUUUUUGAUUAUCAUCAUCAACAGAGUAGCCGCUUCGCCGCCGCCGCCGUCGCCGCUGUCGUCGCAGUCGUCGUCGCCACCGUCGCCGUCACCGUCACCGUCGCAGCACACAUCACAAACCAACCACCACACCACCACCACCACCACCAUCAUCAUCACCACCACCACCACCACUCUCUACUCUGCCACCAACGCAGCAAACCCCCAUAACACUAACAGCAGAAGCAGCAGCAGCAACAGCAGCAAGCAGUCGCAGCAGCAGCAGCAACAGCAGCAGCAGCAACAACAAUAACAGAAGCAGAAGCAGCAGCACACACACUCAGUGAGACACCGACGCACACACCGAUACACUCAUACGUUCGCUCACUCACGAAAAUUUCAAUAUCCAAAUCAAAGUUGAGUUCAAAUCGAAAACAGCCGCAAUACCAGCAACAACGUCUCGCAAAUAGCACGCGGAUAAUAAAAAACACACGCAGCAUAUUAAAUAGUCAAAAAAAAAAAAAUACAACACACAAAAAUCGCCAAGUAUAAAUACAACAAAUAUUAGCUGCAUUAUAAAAUACAAAUAUUUAAAAACAAAACAAAUCAUAAUAAUAAAACAAUUUAAUACAAGAAAAAUUGAUAAAAAUUACGAACAAAAAUCCGCAAGCUUUUUUAACACGGCUUUUUCCCUGUUUUUUUCGGUAAUCUCGAGUUUUCACCUUACGUGUGUGCUAAAAAAGAUCGACUCUUAACUUCGACUUCGUCUACAACUAAACUGAAAAUCAAAAGCUAUCAGUGUAUCGCAAUUUAUAGUUACUUCUGACACUUGACAACAAUCUAACAUCAACAACCAUCAACACCACCACAACAACAUCAACAACAACACAAGAUAGCCAUAAUUACAAGAUACUGAACAACAACAACAAAACGCAUUAACAACAUUUAAAGCAGCAAAAAAAAAGAAACAAUAAUUAAAAAAUCAAAACUAAAGACAAACAACCAACAACAACAAAAAAAUAAAAAUCAAAAAAAUCUUUUGAACACAAAUCAAACAUCAACGAAAAGGCAACAACAACUUUUUACCACAAAAAAAAAAAACCAAUAAAAAAAAAACAACCAUCACUUCAUCAUUUCAACGACUUUGACUCGACAUUUAAUUGUAAAACAACAACAACAACAACAAUCAGAACACAAAGCACUCUUUAAACUUGACUCUCCACCAAAAACCAAACCCCUGUGCAAUUCCCUCAACAAGAAAAUACCAAAAACACGCAAAUAUAUAUAUAUAUAUAUCAACAACCGCAAUCGCAACCGCAAUCGCAACAAUCUUCAAUUAUAAUACGCAAAAAGAAUAAGAGAUAAACGAAACGAAAAUCAAAAUACAAAGCAAAAACACACUCGCAAAAAAACAAAGUGCAGAAUCUAGAUAUUUUUCAAUCAACAUUUGUUGCCAAUAAAAUUGUCAUCAUUGCCGCGUUAACAGAAACCACGGCGUCAGCAGCGAUUGCAGCGCUCAGUAUCAGCAGCAGCAGCUCUCAAGCGUCGCUUGCCACCGCCACCAACGCCAACAGCAGCAACGCCGCAACGCCGACAAUCGCUGCCGCCGUUGCCAACAACGUCGCCGUCGCCAGUGCAGCAGCAACAGUCGCAGCUACAGCAGCAACUCCAUCGCCGCCGUUAACGGUAAAAAGCGAAAUCGUUGCAUCUGAUUCAACAGCCGAGUCCUCCCCUAUACAAGAUUUAAUUAUGCGCGGAAGCGACGAACUUUUGAGUCAAGCAGCAGUUAUGGCGCCCGCUUCCGACAAUAAUAAUCAGGAUCUGGCCACAAAGAAGGCCAAACUGGAUUCGAGCACCGUUUUGGCCGGCGGAAUUGCCAAGGCCUCAAAAGUCGUUCACUUGCGCAACAUUCCAAACGAAUCUGGGGAAUCGGACGUAGUUACACUGGGCAUACCAUUUGGACGCGUGACCAAUGUGCUCGUGCUGAAGGGCAAGAAUCAAGCAUUUAUCGAAAUGGCCGACGAGAUAUCCGCCACAUCGAUGGUAUCCUGUUACACAGUGAAUCCGCCACAGAUGCGCGGACGCAUGGUCUACGUGCAGUUCUCCAAUCAUCGCGAGCUCAAGACGGAUCAGAGUCACAAUCAGAACUCAUCGGUGGUUCAGAGUGACUAUCGCAUUCAAUCGCCAGCCGGUGGCUCACCCUUGCCACUCUGUGCUGUGGGCAAUGCGAGCACCAAUAAUGCCAACAACACCGCCGAUAAUAACUGCAGCACUGUGGCCAUACUGCAGAACAACACAAGUGCAGUGAAUGCAUCUUCGGCUGGCAACAAUACCAACGCUGCUGGCGGUCCAAAUACUGUGCUGCGUGUCAUUGUCGAGACGCUGAUGUAUCCGGUGUCGUUGGACAUUUUGCAUCAAAUAUUCCAGCGCUUCGGCAAGGUGCUCAAGAUAGUCACCUUCACCAAGAACAAUUCAUUCCAGGCUCUCAUUCAGUAUCCCGAUGCACACUCGGCACAGCAGGCCAAGUCUAUAUUGGAUGGCCAGAAUAUCUAUAAUGGCUGCUGCACCUUGCGCAUCGACAACAGCAAACUGACCGCCUUGAAUGUCAAGUACAACAAUGACAAGUCGCGCGACUUUACGAAUCCCGCGCUGCCACCGGGCGAACCUGGUGUCGAUCUCAUGCCCACCGCCGGCGGCCUAAUGAAUACCAAUGAUCUGCUUUUGAUUGCCGCCCGCCAGCGGCCCUCACUAACAGGUGAUAAAAUAGUCAACGGUCUAGGCGCACCUGGCGUACUGCCGCCCUUCGCUCUGGGCCUGGGCACACCACUGACCGGUGGCUACAGCAACGCCCUGCCCAAUCUAGCCGCCUUCUCGCUGGCCAACAGCGGUGCCCUCCAAACCGCCGCCCCCGCCAUGCGCGGCUACUCGAAUGUGUUGCUGGUUUCGAAUUUAAACGAGGAGAUGGUCACGCCUGAUGCUCUAUUUACCCUCUUUGGUGUAUACGGCGAUGUGCAACGUGUAAAGAUUUUGUACAACAAAAAGGACUCGGCACUCAUACAAAUGGCAGAGCCGCAGCAAGCUUAUUUGGCCAUGUCUCACCUUGAUAAAUUACGUUUAUGGGGCAAGCCAAUACGUGUCAUGGCCAGCAAACAUCAGGCCGUGCAACUGCCCAAGGAGGGACAGCCGGACGCGGGCCUGACACGUGACUACUCACAGAAUCCGUUGCAUCGUUUCAAAAAGCCCGGCAGCAAGAACUAUCAAAACAUCUACCCGCCAUCGGCGACACUGCAUUUAAGUAACAUUCCCUCAUCCUGCACUGAGGAUGACAUCAAAGAAGCCUUCACCUCCAACAACUUUGAAGUCAAAGCAUUCAAGUUUUUCCCUAAGGACCGCAAAAUGGCGCUGCUGCAGCUGUCGUCGGUGGAGGAAGCUGUGCUGGCGCUGAUCAAAAUGCACAACCAUCAGCUGUCGGAGUCCAAUCAUUUGCGUGUGAGCUUCUCCAAGUCGAACAUCUAGAAUCCGACCCGGGGUCAGGUUCACUGAACUUGACUGAGUGCCAACAGCAGCAGCUAUCCGCUACGGCAGCAGAUCUUUUGGCAGCAACAGAUACAAUCUAUAAUUCGUAGUACAAGCGGCGUGCAGGGCAAUCGCCACAACACCCACUUCAACUGACAACCAACAGCAACAACAACAGCAACAACAGCAGCAACAUUUAAAGCGGCAACCACAAGCAAAACUAGAACAACAAACAAACCCAACCAAUCCCAACCCAUCAACAAACAGCAGCAAAACAAUCGAUGCAAGAGCUAUAGCUAAUCUAAAUAAAAAUAUAUAUAUAUAUACACACAUAUAUACAACAUACAAAUUCUAAAACAAAGAAAAACAAAUACUGUUUUCCCAAUAUUGAUCGCAAACUCAAAACAAAACAAAACAAUUAAUUAUAGACUCCAACUUAUAUGAUGAAUACCAAUUCAAAUGUUUGCCACAAGUGUGCAGCAAGUAAAAAAAUACUAAAAACAGAUUUAAAUAAAGCAAAGCAAAAGAAAAGAGCCCAAUAAACAAUCAGCGACGUCGUAUAAUCAUAAGCUUAAAGUUAAUACUAUAUAUGUAGUCGAUAAGUCUAGUAAGUUGCAUUGAGAGAAACAAAAACAAAAGAAUACAAAAAAAAAACAAAACAACAAAAACAAAAACAAAAUUAGUUGUAAUUUGAGUGCACUGUACUGUGUUUUGGUUUUAAAAAACAUCAGCAGAGAGAAGUCAAAGCGAAACAAAAAAAAUCUUAAACUAAAAUUAUAAAAAAACGACAUUUAUGUUUAAACAAAAUGAUGAUGAAGUGCGCAAACAUUUUAUUAUGUAUGAGUAUUUACUGUUAUUAUAUUUUAAGUGAUUGCAGCACGAUUGAUUGAUAAUCCUGAUUUCUACAAGUGAAAAACAAAAAACAAAACACAAAAGAGUUCAACUUAAAAAGCAAACGCGCAAAUAAGAUGUUUUUAAACGUUUUAUUUUUUUUUAUUAAAUAUUAUUAUUAAUUUUGUUAGUGGUACGAUUAAUGUUAAAAGUAAAUCUCAAUAUUAGAUCGAAAACGUGCACACUAAUUCCUAAGUGUACUCGUAAUUGAAGAAGCCAAGCAAAAAGGCGCUGAAAAAAUGUAUUACAUUUAACAUAAAAUAAAAUCAAACUAUUGUCGGGCGUGUGAAGAGAAGAGAUCCCAUCAUAAAGUUAGUACGCCUAUUCGUUUAGCAUUAAAUCAGACACAAAACAAAAGUAACUCUUUUAAAGGCAGAUACAACAGAAAAAAAACAAAAACAAAAAAAAACAUAAACAAAUUGAAAGUAAAACGUACGUAAAAUCUUCUGUGUGUGUGUAUAUGUAAAUGUUGUUAAAUUAGAAAAAUAUUAUUAUAUAUACACAAAAUGAAAACAAAAAUAUAUACUGUAUAAUGGAUAUACAUAUGCAUACAAAAAAGGAAAAGAAAAAACAUAAAUAUUUAUAGUAAGUAUAUAUAUAUAUAUGAAUAUAUAUUGAACUACAACAAAAACAUGAAACAGGAAAUAAAACAAAUUUUAAGAUACGAAAGUAAAAUCUCAAAAGAAUCGUAAUUAUAUCUAGGCCUAAGCAUACCAAUAUGAAAGACAUAUAAGUGUUUUUAGCAAAAACGAAAACAAAAACAUACAAAAAAAAAGAACAAAAAGCAAAAAAGAAAAAACUCAAUGA
This is a messenger RNA of Drosophila albomicans, 5494 nucleotides long. It is a transcript of the gene heph, whose product is annotated as polypyrimidine tract-binding protein 1. Gene Ontology annotation, biological process: mRNA processing; regulation of RNA splicing. The record is from RefSeq and is a predicted model, not a curated record. NCBI's taxonomy places the organism in Eukaryota, Metazoa, Arthropoda, Insecta, Diptera, Drosophilidae. The transcript is spliced from 13 exons. Gene Ontology annotation, molecular function: mRNA binding. The coding region runs from base 2030 to 3796 and encodes 588 amino acids. Gene Ontology annotation, cellular component: nucleus.